Molecule: messenger RNA, 649 nt
Organism: Orussus abietinus
Lineage: Eukaryota; Metazoa; Arthropoda; Insecta; Hymenoptera; Orussidae
Product: protein POLR1D-like
Exons: 2
Coding region: 313-546 (77 amino acids)
Source: RefSeq, a predicted model, not a curated record
GGGUUAGGUUGUUGCAAUUACUUGACCCUGAAGUGACAGGUGACAACAGCAAGCACAUACGAUUGACAUUUGUAUAAGUUGGUCAAGUACUGUCGUCUUCGCUUUGCCAGUGAAACGCAAGAGAAACCACCGUGUGUAUAUUAAUGAAAUGAUACGUUGAAUUGGAUGAACUUAACGAAACUACAAGUCAACGAUGAGCACCAAUGAUAUCUUCGUUCCUUAAUUUAUCUCGGACGUCAAUAGAAUUUGGAUAUUUCAUUGGGAGUAAAUCUUAUACGAUUAAUUAACUAAAGGUAUUUGGAACUCGUAAUUAUGGAUGAAGAAACCCUAAACAAAUUGGCAGUUGAAGCAUUACUCGAGGAAGCAAAGUUAGGAGCAAGGAGAGCCGAAAUAAUGGGACCCAGUGGUUGGACAAAGCCCAAAGAAACCGUUAAUAAACGAUUCCUUCACUCUACCCUUCGCAAUGUAGUUCUUUCCAACAAACAUCGUUCAUCCAGGAAAGAUAAAGGAAGCAAACAUUAUUCGUGCAAAGAAAAUAAGAAAUGAGGUAUAAAAACGUGGAUAUUGACAUACUUGUCAUGCCCUUGAUGACGUACCAGUUGUACAAAGAAACUACCGCGUAAAAUAAACUGCAUAACUUUUAUUUAAA